AAACAAUGGGGCCGUUUCUGGCCUGUAGUCCACCCGCGUGAGCGCGUUUAUGGGCAGGGCUUUUUGAAUGAAGCAAUGCUUUUUAAACUACUCGCUUGAUUCAGGCAGAGCAGAGCAGGGGAGGUUCAUUUCUGGGUGAGCGAGUUGAGGAAGGUUUGUUCAUCGAGCUACAGACAGUAAAGCGAUAAAAUGAUCAUCAUCGAAGAUCAGGAUGGCUUUGACAAGGUUCUCGCUGAGGCAGGUGACAAGCUUGUAGUGGUUGAUUUUACAGCCACGUGGUGUGGGCCUUGUCAGAGCAUCGCACCUUUUUACAAGGGCCUGUCUGAAAAUCCUGCCUAUGCUGAUGUGGUCUUCCUCAAAGUGGACGUAGAUGAUGCACAGGAUGUAGCCCAGUCUUGUGAGAUUAAAUGUAUGCCAACAUUCCACUUUUACAAGAACGGGAAGAAGCUGGACGAUUUCUCUGGGUCCAACCAGACUAAACUGGAAGAGAUGGUGAAGCAACACAAAGGCCAAGCCUGAUAUGAUCCUCUCAUAAAUGUUUCCUGUGCAGCCUAAGCUCCAAUUUUACAAUUAAGUCUCCACUUGUUUUGUUAUUCAUGAAGACAUUUCAUUUUCUAAUCAUUUUACGGUGAUUUUAGCAGGUUAAAAUCUGCCUUACAAAAUUGUUCAUUAAUUUCCAUAAUGAUUACCUCUGUAUGUUUCUGUGCAUUCAACAGUAUAUUAGGUGUGUUUUUUCAAUAAUAAACACAAUUAUAAAAAAUAA
This is a messenger RNA of Onychostoma macrolepis, 763 nucleotides long. It is a transcript of the gene txna, whose product is annotated as Thioredoxin-like. The record is from RefSeq and is a predicted model, not a curated record. Gene Ontology annotation, molecular function: protein-disulfide reductase activity. The coding region runs from base 190 to 519 and encodes 109 amino acids. NCBI's taxonomy places the organism in Eukaryota, Metazoa, Chordata, Actinopteri, Cypriniformes, Cyprinidae. The transcript has 5 exons.